AGCCGCCUGAGCUUGGCGGGAUCCGACACGGCCAGCAUGGCAUCGGCACAAAGGCCUUGGAGCCCACGUGUGCCUCCGACUCGUCGCACGUUGAUUGCCGUAGUAGCCGUUGGAGCUGCCGCAUGGUGCAGCACUGCUAUCAGUUUCGUGGGUAGCAGAGGAGGCAGCAGCCAGCCCCGGGUGUUGCGGCAGGCAGGAUAUACCUUUGGAAUCAACAAAGCGGAAGACCACAAUGGCCUCCUGACGGCUCAAAAGGACAAUGCUUACCGCAUUUCCACGGAGGGCAGCUUCAUGUAUGGCCACUGGAACACGGUCCUUGGUGAUCAAGAAAUUCCGCAGUCUGGACGAUCAUACUGGGAGGUCAAAUUUGUGAAGAAACCCUCAAAUGCCUUCGAAUUUAUUGGCGUUGCUGAGCCCUCGUCCGAUGUGACCAUGCCACUGCACAAGAAUCGCAAGGGCAAGGGCUGGUUCUGGGGAAGCGACUGGAAAGAGUCCUUUAUUUACACCUUCCUGGAUCUCAAGCCUGGCAUGAAUGACAGAAAGAUGGCAGAGCAUCAGCGCAUUGCAGAUGUGGCAGUUAACUUGAAGCUUUUUGAGAAGAAACGAUUGGAUGAACAGUGGUACAGGAACAUCAAAGAUCUUUGGACAGGACCCAGUACCCACAUUGGGAUGUUUGCUGAUCAGUGGCCCACCUUUGAGAAAGGCACUGUAGUUGGCAUCGAUGUUGAUAUGGAUGACGGCUCCUUGGCCUUCUGGGGCAAUGGCAAAUACCUGGGCAUCGUCAAAGACAACGAGGGAAAGCCUAUCAACUUGAAAGGCAAAAAGGUGGUUCCAGCCAUGAGCGUUUUCGGGAGGAACACUGGGAAAUACAAGGAGAACACGGUUAUGGAGAUCCGCACUGGUCUGGAUGCUCCUUCAAGGUCCAGACUCCAGACUCCCAAGAUUUGCUUUCAGGCUUUCAGUGAUGCAAGCGUUUGAAACAGGAGUCUUUGGGAGCAAGGCAGUACGGCAUGAUGAUAUGCACAUGUUUGUGGCUUUCCAUUGUUUGAACAACGGGACUAUCGCGAUUUUGCAUUCUUUGAAGCUAAGGCCGGGGAAAUGACGGGCUUCCAAGCGUUGCACCCGAAAGCAGUGAGCAAGCAGGCCUUCCACGGCUCAUCUCUGGAAGCAGAGAAGCCGGGUGAAAAGUGCCAAAAUAUAUUACUUGCGACGGCUGGUCACGAAGAAUCGAACAGAAUGAAAAACGUAAAGGAAAAGGAAUACAACAAAGACAGAAGGACAGGGAAAACACACUCUUAAAGUCUUCAAGUCAAAGGAAACAAAUAACAAAGCAAUAAGAUCAAAAAGCAAAGGUUUACCUUCGACUAAAUCAACAUACCAAUUCGGGAGUUCGGCUUCGCUUCUUCCAGCGUAGCGUAGGCAGAACCGACAUGCGACAAGAUGUUCUCAGUGCAGCGAUCAAACUUCUGCACUAAAACUUUUGCAUGCCUGUU
This is a messenger RNA of Durusdinium trenchii, 1493 nucleotides long. The record is from the annotation of a GenBank genome assembly. NCBI's taxonomy places the organism in Eukaryota, Dinophyceae, Suessiales, Symbiodiniaceae.